Molecule: messenger RNA, 330 nt
Organism: Anopheles marshallii
Lineage: Eukaryota; Metazoa; Arthropoda; Insecta; Diptera; Culicidae
Gene: Roc2
Product: RING-box protein 2
Exons: 2
Coding region: 1-330 (109 amino acids)
Biological process (GO): ubiquitin-dependent protein catabolic process; protein ubiquitination
Cellular component (GO): Cul5-RING ubiquitin ligase complex; nucleus
Molecular function (GO): ubiquitin protein ligase activity; cullin family protein binding; zinc ion binding
Source: RefSeq, a predicted model, not a curated record
AUGGCGGAUGAAAAUGAAAAUUCGUGUGAUAAGUUCGAUGAUGUUAAGCCGGAUAAGAUGUUUACGCUGAAAAAGUGGAACGCCGUCGCAAUGUGGAGCUGGGACGUUGAGUGCGAUACGUGUGCUAUUUGCCGUGUGCAGGUCAUGGAUGCUUGCCUUCGUUGCCAGGCGGAAAGCAAAAAGGACACGCUCGGCCGGCAGGACUGCGUUGUCGUGUGGGGUGAAUGCAACCAUUCCUUCCACCACUGUUGCAUGUCGCUCUGGAUAAAGCAAAACAAUAGAUGUCCCUUGUGCCAACAGGAGUGGUCCAUCCAGCGUAUGGGUAAAUAA